CCGGCGCUGGUUAUUCCCUCGCAACAUCUGAACGGCACAUUACCACCAAAUAAUAGAGCGUAUUGAAUAGAAGCGGACGUACAAUACGUGGCUCUGGGUGUUAUUGAAUCUGUGUGCAAAACUUACUUAUUGGAGUGCAUAUUAAAUUGUACGUGAACGGCAAGAAGUGUGUUUGGCAAGCCAGUGCAGUACAAAGUGGCAAAAGUGGCUUACGAACGAGUAUACCGCGACUACUUGGAUAACAUGCUGACUAUGGAAGGCGACCUGAAAGCAGGCAUCGGGCAUAUGCCGCCCAGCCACCACGCGCUGCCGCACCACGCGCAGCACAUCAGCCACCCGUCGCACUCGCCCAUCUCGCACGGCCUCACGCAGGUCCCGUCGGGCAACAGUCAGCCGCCGCCGCAGCAGCAGCAGCAGCAACAGCAGCAGCAGCAGCAGCAACAGCAGCAGCCGGCCAACAACAACAACAACAGUAAGAUAUCGGGCCAGUCGGCGGCGGCGCAGGCGGCUGCCGACCGCGUGAAGCGCCCCAUGAACGCCUUCAUGGUGUGGUCGCGCGGCCAGCGGCGCAAGAUGGCUCAGGAGAACCCCAAGAUGCACAACAGCGAGAUCUCGAAGCGGCUCGGCGCCGAGUGGAAGCUCAUGAGCGACACGGACAAGCGGCCCUUCAUCGACGAGGCCAAGCGGUUACGGGCCGUGCACAUGAAGGAGUACCCCGACUACAAGUACAGGCCGCGGCGGAAGACGAAGACUCUGCUGAAGAAGGACAAGUACCCGCUCGGCGGCGGCAUCCUACAGCCGGACCCGUCGCGGUCCCAGGCGUCCACCAUGGCGCGCGACAUGUACCAGAUGCCCAACGGCUACAUGCCCAACGGUUACCCCACCUACGACCCGGCCGCAUACCAGCAGCAUGCCGCUGCCUACGGCAGCUACAUGACCAACCCGUACAUGACGGCCGGCGGCCAGUACGAGAUGGCCCGAGGCUACACCCCUCCCACCACCUCCAGCAUGGGCUACAUGAACGGCUCCAGUUACAACGUCAUGUACACCAACAGCCCCAGCCCGUACAGCGGCAUGCAGGCGGGCAUGGGCACAGCGUCGGCCAGCCUGCCGUCGCACUCGCCCAACAGCAUGCGCUCGGACACACCACCGUCGGCGACCGCCGCCGCGCCGCCGAUGAAGCGGGAGUACGGCGCGCCCCCGCAGCAGGGCGACCUCAACAGCAUGAUCAACAUGUACCUGCCGGCGCAGGCGGCGGCAGAGCAGGCGGCAGCGGCCGCCGCCGCCGCCAAGUACGCCGCCGAGCAGAAGUACAUGCCGCCCUACCACCACCAGAUGACAGGCAGCCCAGACGCCAGCCUGCCGCCGGCCGCCAUGACGCUGGCGCACCACAUGUGAGCGAGGCGCGCGCCGCGUGCC
This is a messenger RNA of Pollicipes pollicipes, 1419 nucleotides long. Its product is annotated as transcription factor Sox-2. NCBI's taxonomy places the organism in Eukaryota, Metazoa, Arthropoda, Thecostraca, Pollicipedomorpha, Pollicipedidae. The transcript is spliced from 4 exons. The coding region runs from base 244 to 1398 and encodes 384 amino acids. Gene Ontology annotation, molecular function: DNA-binding transcription activator activity, RNA polymerase II-specific; RNA polymerase II cis-regulatory region sequence-specific DNA binding. Gene Ontology annotation, cellular component: nucleus. Gene Ontology annotation, biological process: negative regulation of transcription by RNA polymerase II; positive regulation of transcription by RNA polymerase II; brain development. The record is from RefSeq and is a predicted model, not a curated record.